UCACUCAUUCAUUUUUUUGUCAGUGAUAUACUCAUAUAUGUCAUUUCAGCAAUUUUUCAACGAAAAAUCAAAGGUGUCUGUCUGGAUCUCUCUGAGAAAAAGAAGGACGAAGAAGGCGUAAACAGGGUUCUGACUUCUGAGGAAAGCAGUGAAAAGUUGCAUCCGGAGGAGACGGAAAGAGUUAGACCCAAUAAAUAUCUCAUUAUGCUUUUUAUGAAACUGUCCGGGUGAUCUUAGGAACUCUGAGGUGAAGGUAUGAUACCAUAGAGGCUUGAAUUGACAUUAAAAGGAGAAAGUUGAAUUAGUAGAAAGGAGAAAGCUGUUGCAGGCUUAGAGACAAAAUUCAUGCUUAUAUUGUGGACUGCCAAAAUGAGGACCAUGCAAAACUUGGUCCAAAUGAUUGUAUGAACCUGCAAUGGUAAUUUGAUAACAACAGGAAUCUCUUAACCUUAAUUCCAAUCAGAUACCAAACGUAUGUGCCAGGCUGGUGUCAUGGAGAGUGAAACGACCUUCAUGGAAGUAUCAGAACAAUUGCUGCAUGAUUCAGAUAAGUUUAGAGCCAUUCAACCUGUGGAGAGCGAUUCAAACCCUGAAUGGAAGGACCAGAUCACAAUGAGAGGGCUGGUGGUGAGCACGAUGUUGGGGAGUCUUUUCUGCAUCAUCAUUCACAAGCUCAAUCUAACAGCCGGGAUCAUCCCAUCCUUGAAUGUUGCUGCGGGGCUGCUAGGCUUCUUUUUCAUCCAGUCCUGGACUGGCUUCUGGUCUAAGUUGGGAUUUAGGGUUACCCCCUUUACAAGGCAAGAGAACACCGUCAUCCAGACUUGUGUCGUUGCUUGCUAUACCCUCGCUCAUACCGGGGGAUUCGGUUCAUAUCUGAUAGCAAUGGAUGAGAAAACAUAUGAACUCACUGGAGCCAAUCACCCUGGGAAUCGGGCACAAGAUGUUAAAAAUCCAAGCUUGGGGUGGAUGACUGUUUUCUUGUUUGUUGUCAGCUUUGUUGGCAUCUUUACUCUUGUUCCACUUCGUAAGGUUAUGAUCAUGGAUUACAAACUUACAUAUCCCAGUGGGACAGCCACAGCAAUGUUGAUAAAUAGUCUUCAAACUAAAACUGGCGCAGAGCUUGCCCGGAAGCAAGUACGUUCUCUUGCGAAGUAUCUAAGUAUAAGUUUUGUAUGGAGCUGUUUUAAGUGGUUCUUUAGUGGUAUUGGAGAUUCAUGUGGGUUUGACAACUUUCCUAGCUUUGGACUAACGCUAUUUAAGAACACGUUUUAUUUUGACUUCGGUUUAACCUAUGUUGGAUGUGGUCUUAUCUGUCCUCGCAUAGUCGUUUGUUCAGUUCUUCUUGGGGGUAUCAUAUCAUGGGGUUUACUCUGGCCCUUCAUAUCCCAACAGGCAGGGGACUGGUAUCCAGCAGACCUCGGUAGUAAUGAUUUUAAAGGUCUUUAUGGAUACAAGGUCUUUAUUGCUAUUGCCCUCAUUCUUGGGGAUGGUCUCUACAAUUUAAUCAAGAUUAUAGGCAUGACUCUUAAAGAAAUUUACAAUAAUAUUAGCAAACAGAGCAACCUUCCUGUUGUUAAAGAGGUACUAAAUGGUGAGAGUUCUGAAGAAUUGAUGGAGCAAAGAAAAAGAGAUGAGGUAUUUCUCAAGCAUAGAAUACCAACUUGGCUUGCUGGUUCUGGAUAUCUCGUCCUAGGGGCAUUAUCGGUAGCAACAUUGCCCAUCAUCUUUCCCCCUUUCAAAUGGUAUUUGGUUCUCUUCUCAUACAUCCUUGCUCCUAUCCUUGCCUUCUGCAAUUCCUAUGGCACUGGCCUCACAGACUGCAGUUUACUUUUUACAUAUGGGAAAAUUGGUCUUUUUGUAAUUGCUUCAUUAAUCGGAAGUGAUGGUGGAGUUAUAGGCGGUUUAGCAUCUUGUGGGGUGAUGAUGUCCAUUAUUGGUACAGCAGGCGAACUCAUGCAAGACUUCAAGACAGGCUACCUGACUCUGUCCUCACCCAAGUCAAUGUUCGUCAGUCAGCUAGUGGGAACAGCCAUGGGUUGUGUAAUUGCUCCAUUAACGUUUUGGUUGUUUUGGACUGCCUUUGACAUUGGGGCACCUGAUGGCCCAUAUAAAGCACCGCAGGCUGUGAUAUUCAGGGAAAUGGCGAUAUUAGGUACUGAAGGCUUCUCUAAGUUCCCAAAACACUGCUUGGCUUUGUGCGGUGGGUUUUUCAUGGCAGCUCUGGUUAUAAACCUCCUGAGGGAUGUGAUUCCCAAGAGAAUAUCACGAUUCAUUCCUAUUCCAAUGGCCAUGGCAAUUCCAUUCUACAUCGGAGCAUAUUUUGCCAUAGACUUAUUUGUUGGGACAAUGAUAUUGUAUAUAUGGGAGCAAGUGAAUAGGAAGGAUGCGGAGGAUUAUGCAGGGGCAGUUGCUUCAGGUCUAAUGUGUGGUGAUGGGAUUUGGACGAUUCCAUCAGCAAUCCUGUCUAUUUUUAAGGUGAAUCCACCUAUCUGUAUGUACUUUGGGCCUUCUUUGAGCAGUUGAGUGUGGCAAUGACAACUUGGAAGCAUGCAAUUUUCGGUGAAUUUGUGGAUAGGGGCCCAAACCUCUAUCGGUCACCCAUUUAGUAGCUACUUGGCGAAAAACUGCAGCUUCCUAGUACAUCGUAGGAGUUUAAGAAACAAAAAAAAACAAAAAAAGGGAAUGAGGAAGAAAAAGCCUCUUUCUCUUUGCUAGAAACUCUGUUUGCCUCUUUCUCUUUGCUAGAAACUCUGUUUGAUCUGAACUCUAGACCUAGGCUCAAAUAUGAAGUUUUACUUCAUUUUGAAAUGUUUUUCUAUACCAAUUAGAUGAAUGAUUGGCAAAGGCUUUAGUUAAAAUGGACAUGAAGUAAAGUGGAUCUCAUCUUGGAAAAGUAGCUAGCUUAUAUGUUUCAAGGCUAUUACCUUAAGCUUCCUUUUA
This is a messenger RNA of Rosa chinensis, 2940 nucleotides long. RefSeq names its product probable metal-nicotianamine transporter YSL6. The record is from RefSeq and is a predicted model, not a curated record. Lineage: Eukaryota; Viridiplantae; Streptophyta; Magnoliopsida; Rosales; Rosaceae. Gene Ontology annotation, molecular function: oligopeptide transmembrane transporter activity. The coding region runs from base 475 to 2523 and encodes 682 amino acids. Gene Ontology annotation, cellular component: vacuolar membrane. The transcript has 10 exons.